CCCUCCCCCAUCUCCACAUGGUAGCUGAUGCAUGACGUGAGAGCGUGGAAGAAGGGCUCCUUCUCUAGGUCCCUAUUCUGGACAGAGUGUACAGCGUCAGGCUUCUUCUUUCAGAGGACAAUGCCGACUCACACGCUGCCCCCGUUUGUGGAGAGCCCAGAUGGACUUGCCCAAGAUAUUCUGAUUAGUAACAAUGCAAGCGUCCCAGGACCUGGCUCUAGCAUGACACCGCACAGCAUUUACUCAGAAAAGGUCAUGUUGCAAUCUGGAGGAGGCGCACCACUAUCUUGUAUGUUCUGUGAUCAGACUUUCAAUCAGCAGGAUGAGCUAGGACCCCACGUAUUAACACAGCACCCCACUACUUUCUAUGAACCAGCCGUGCUCAGAGUUGAAGCAGAGUUCAGGAUCCCAGGAGAGAGACCCUGGCCCAAAUCGAGCAACUUUCCCACCGACAAAGAAGAGGUUCACAGCUGUAUUGUGUGUGGUCAGGUGUCACAUGACGCCACCGAGCUGGAGACCCACAUGAGGAAGCACAAGGACUACUUCACUUACUGCUGCAAUGUUUGUGGACGGCGGUUUCGAGAGCCCUGGUUCCUCAAGAACCACAUGAAAAUGCACGUAAAACCAGGAGCGAAGAGCAAAGCCCAGCAAGAUCAGGAGACCACGGUCACAGUCAAUGGCAUCGUCCAAGACCUCGCUCCAGAACCAGUGGUCACUGUUUACAAAAUGUGCCUGGUGUGUGGAUUUUUCUUCCCUGACCAUGACAGUUUGGCGGAACAUAGUAAAGUACACAAUAGAGAGGUGGAGCCAGGCAAAGAUAAAGAAGAAGAAGAAGAGGAGAAAAUGGAUGACACUACUGAAUCCCUUGCCAAGCAGGAAACAUUUCUUCACAGUCUAAACCUUAUGCCUCGCUCUACAGGGAAUAGUUUGCAGCUCGAGAGAUCAUCGAAAUGGAUUCCCCAGCUGGAUCCCUUCAACACAUAUCAGGCCUGGCAACUUGCUACAAAGGGCAAGAUAGCAGUUGGUCCUAAUAAUAUCAAAGACAUCGGCCAGGAAGCCAGCACAGACAAUGAGGAAUGUGGCUCAGAUAAGGAGGAGUUGAGUCACAUUUGGUCUGAGGGACCAGGAGACAAAGCUACAAAGGAGGUCCUCGGGAGAGAGCCGCGGUCUCAGCAGCAGGCUGGAGUAGAAAACCCAGCCCCGCGGCGCAGGUCUUUAAUGAAAAGUAAGGACAAAGAAAGGCCAACCACCUGUGAGGACUGUCAGAGAACCUUCAGGACCUACCACCAGUUAGUCCUGCACUCCAGGGUCCACAAGCGCGAGAGAGGUGGCGAAGAGAGUCCAACUUCCUCCGUGGAUGGGAAGUCGUCAAGAGCAGGCUCACUUGAGCAUGCAGAGGAGGGCUGUGAGGAGGGCUUCGAGGAAGCAGCACUGACGGAAAACCUGGUUCCAGGUGAAGAUGGUUUUGAUCGAUCAAAAGUCCGAUCUAAAGCGUGCAGUUACUGCGGCAAAUCAUUCCGAUCGAGCUAUUACCUCACAGUUCAUCUGAGGACUCACACAGGUGAAAAACCGUUCAAGUGUGCUUACUGCGACUAUGCUGCAGCCCAGAAGACUUCACUGAAAUAUCACCUGGAUCGGCGUCACAAGGACAAACCUUCCGUUGACAUUCCCAGCAGACCCGGGGCUUCAGUGCCUUCUCCUAACGACAGAAAGCACGGAAAUGACAGUGAAAAUCCUGCUCCAAACAGAUCCAAACUCUGGGUUCCCGGAACCAGAUCGUGUACCAAUGGAACACCAGAGGGCAGAUUUGAUGGCAUAGGUAGCAAGCUUGGCAGACCACUCGUCCAGAUGAAUGCUGAGUAUGAUAAAUUAAUUGCCAAGUCUGCUUACUCCCUGACUGAUGAUGUAGUCGUAAAGUGCCCCAAACCUGUUAACCUGAAGAUGGAGCGGGAGGAGAUAAAAGACGAGAACUCUGAGGCCCCAUUAAAUCUGUCCUUAAAAGUGUCUCUCUCCAUCCCUGCCAGUGCGGAACCCAGAAAUGCAUUAAUUCCAAUUGGCUGUUCGUUUUGUGCGUAUAAAACCAUGUACCCAGAGGUCCUUAUAAUGCACAAAAAGCUCACUCAUAAAGACAAGUCAGACAGCACAAAAAGGAAUGGAUUCGGCAGUUUGAAAGAAAAACGCUUCACAGGUUGCCCCCCUGCGCUGGAAGGCAAAGAUGUCACCCCACUUCCCAUGAUUGACCGGCGCCACCCUCGUCGAACCAAGUCCCCGCCCCCCCAACCUGCAAAACCACAAGAAAAGACGCCCGUUAACCCACCGCAACCCCCGAAGCGGUCCCCUAUCCCCGCACCGGUACAUGAGGUCGUCGAAGAGACCCAGCGUUGCACGCCUAACGUCGACACACAUCCCAGUCAGGAAUCCUCCAGGUACACAGAGCUCCUCAGGAAAUCCAACACAGGCAGCAAGUACGCCAUGGAGCGACCAGGCCCCCUGGACAGAGUGGGAAUUGGGGAGAGGAGUUACCCAGCGAGAAGCGGCGCUCUUUGGCACUCGGACGCUGCCAGGCUGUGCCUGUCGAGUCGAUUUGGGAGCCUCCCCCAGAUGGAUUUUGGUGAGCCUUCCAGCAAGAGAUUGAAGUAUUCGGUACCCACAGGAAGGGAAGCUGACACCGCUGAGAAGCCUGGCUUUAGAGGAACAGCCGGGAACGUGUCCAACAGGCUGCUUAUCUCAGGGAGAAGUGUGAAAACCACGUCGCAAAUGUCGGGCCCAUCCACAGUUUCCGACACCUUGGGUUCUUUGAAGGCAACAUCCACGGCCAUCGGGGGAGGCUUGGAGGCCGAGUGGAGCAUGAUGAACCUUCUGCGCUCCUACACACCCAAUGACCUGGCAUCGCUCUACCAUGGCUCCCCGGCCAACCCCGGCCAUGGAGGACUGGGCAACCCAAGAGCAGGUGGCAGAACUGUGCUGUACCAACACUUACCCACUCUGUCCAACCUUCAGAGGAGAGACCCGUCGGGCCCUUUCCCUAAUCAACGCUAUGGGACCACUGACAAAAGUACCUAAAGUGGCACCAAGGUAAAAGGUUGAAACAUAUUUUGUGAAGUAUGACAAUUAGAGCUUUUUUUCCCCUGAUUUUUCAAACCCUGACCAGUGUAUUUUUUUUUUACCUGGUACUUGAUAUAAAUUAAUCAACUCAUAUUU
Molecule: messenger RNA, 3201 nt
Organism: Anoplopoma fimbria (sablefish)
Lineage: Eukaryota; Metazoa; Chordata; Actinopteri; Perciformes; Anoplopomatidae
Gene: znf217
Product: zinc finger protein 217
Biological process (GO): regulation of DNA-templated transcription
Cellular component (GO): nucleus
Molecular function (GO): DNA-binding transcription factor activity, RNA polymerase II-specific; RNA polymerase II cis-regulatory region sequence-specific DNA binding
Source: RefSeq, a predicted model, not a curated record